This is a messenger RNA of Mesorhabditis belari, 1080 nucleotides long. Lineage: Eukaryota; Metazoa; Nematoda; Chromadorea; Rhabditida; Rhabditidae. The record is from the annotation of a GenBank genome assembly.
AUGCAAGAAAACGAAGAAGAAAAGGCGGAGAACGAUAAAUCUUCGGAGCCUUUCAAUUUGGUCGACCGAAGUGAAUCAAGAGAAGAGCAGCAAAUUGAAGAGUUUCCUCGCAGCGCCUCUCCAAUCAAUGACCUAUGGGCCUCUCCACUAAAGGAACCCAAGAAUGGUAUUGUGGAGCGACGUGUCUGCCCACCCGAAGGAAAACCAACGCGACAAACAAAUCAACUCGAUUAUCUGCUGCACCAUGUCAUCAUUAAAGCGCUUAAAAGCCGAUAUGCUUUAGAGUUCAAGUAUCCUGUAAACGCAGUCAGGCUCAAAUUGAACGAUUACCACAAUGUGGUUAAACGUCCGAUGGAUUUAACUACAAUUGAAAAUCGCCUAUUGAAUGUUUAUUACACUUCCGCCAACGAAUGUCUUAGGGAUAUUGAGACGAUUUUCGAGAAUUGUUCUCUCUACAAUUCACCAGAUAAUUAUGUGUCUAAACAAGCUGGCGAACUGCGAUCUUUGAUUUAUAAACUUGUUGCUAACAUGCCCAAGGAGGAAAUAACACAAACUACUACGAAAGCAUCUCGUGUUCUUAAACGCUCAUUUGAGCAGAUGGUGAUGGUAUCAGUGGAGCCAGAACCACUACCGCCCAAAGCUUCAAGCAACGCACUCAAGUGUACCAAAUCUAUAGCCAAGAAAUCAGUCGACGACGAUUCGAUUUUCAAGUUACCAGCUUACAUACGCAGAAGUGGCAACAGCAAAAGCUCGGCAUCACCUCUAAGAAAGCGCGUUCGACCACUUGUUCGUAAAACUAUUGAUGUUUUUCCACAAGGAAGAAACCACGGUGAUGUUGAUAAAGAAGUAGAAGAAAUUUCGAAGCCGACUUCAGUGCAAAAGCUGCUUCCCAAGAACAAGAAAAACUCAAGCGGUGCCGAUGAAAAUGCCAAUGAAACUGUUGGGGAUGUCACGCAAUGCACUCUCUUUGACUCAGAGCAAGGGACUAGUAAAAAGAAGCACCAGAAGCCAAGCGAAGAUGGCAGAACAAGCGAAAAAAUGGACAGUGCUGAAACAAAGAAACCUCUAAAGGGAUCAUGG